Messenger RNA from Colletotrichum siamense, 348 nucleotides. RefSeq lists its product as uncharacterized. NCBI's taxonomy places the organism in Eukaryota, Fungi, Ascomycota, Sordariomycetes, Glomerellales, Glomerellaceae. The record is from RefSeq and is a predicted model, not a curated record. The transcript has a single exon. The coding region runs from base 1 to 348 and encodes 115 amino acids.
AUGUCCCGGGCUCGGGCGGGGUUUGAGAACCCGGAGGGCCGCCGCCGACUCAGCCUCCCAUACUCAAAGACCACUUCCACCCUCACCACCCUCGAGCUCGAAGCCAACACGACUUUAGCACCUCUUGGCCGUGGGGUCCUUCGCCUUGGCUACCAUCUGUUUUCUUCCCCAUUGGCCAAUGGGGACUACAUCCCUCCAGCGUCAGUCAUGAUCGUGAGCUUGGCGUUGAGCUCGCCCGCUUUGCUUGGCAAUCACCCGACGGCUCGACUAACACAACCUCGCAGAUGCCAAGAUGGUCGAUAUUGUUCGCGAAGGGCAGUCAUGACCGAGAAUGAGCUUGAGAGGUAA